CACGCGUACGCUCGCUGCAAGCCAGACUCAAGAACCACAGGCGAUUAGCAGCCAGUCUGCGUCGGGUCUAGUCGUGACUUUUUCUCUGAGGUGCUCGGUUUCUUCCUGGACCCGUUCAUGCUCCUUCGCGCCGCGAGUUGCAGUUGGUUUCGUAAGUGCGAUUUUGCUCGGGAUCGCGCUAAAGCCUUCGAUUGAAUGAAAGUGAAUUGCGAGUGAUUUUCGCGACAAACAAAGGAAAAUAUCAUCACGUCAUGAUGAACCCGGACGACCACGCGGAGGAGGAGCGCAAGAGUUUCUUGCAGGUUCUUGCCGCCUUCAAGCAUUACGACACCUACUCGAUGCUGAGAGUAAACAAGACUGAAUCAUACCUAAAUACGUUACCAAAUGAACACCAAGACAUGCUCCUACCAUAUCGAAAUCACUUGAAUAAACUACGAGAUUGCAUCGAAUGUAAUUAUCGUAUAAUAUCUAAAAUGAUCAAAGAUUCAGAUCAGCUUUUCUUGAAUUCCGGGGAAACGUCGAUACGACAAGAAAUCGUCGGCGCAGAUGAAGUAACGAAAAUUCGCCAGCAAGAUUUAGAAAGUAGGGUUGAUCCAUUUAAAUCAUUAAAGGUCCAGAUAACGUUGAAACAAUUCGCUAGAGACUGGAGUUCCGACGGCGAGGAGGAGCGACGACAAUGUUAUCAGCCAAUUAUUGAUGCAAUCAUGGACUUCUACAAACCUGAAGAAUAUGAUUUAUCAAAAAUCAAAAUUUUAGUACCUGGUGCCGGUCUCGGUCGAAUGGCUUAUGAACUAGCUUAUCGAGGAUAUUGUUGUGAAGGCAAUGAAUUCUCAUUUUUCAUGUUAAUCGCCUCAAAUUUUGUUCUGAACAAAUGUGAGAUCGAGAAUCAAUACACAAUUUAUCCAUGGAUUCAUCAAUAUGUAAAUAAUGUUUGCCGUAGUGAUCAGAUAGCACCGAUUACGUUUCCAGAUGUGAGUCCAGUAGAAGCGCCUCCGAAAGGUCCCCUAUCAAUGGUUGCUGGAGAUUUUUUACUUGUUUAUACCGAGCCUGAUAGCUGGGAUGGUAUCGCCACUUGCUUCUUCAUUGACUGUGCGAAUAACGUAAUUGAAUUCAUUGAGACAAUUUACAGAAUACUGAAACCUGGUGCUAUUUGGGUAAACCUUGGACCUCUACUCUAUCACUAUAGCGACGUGCAGGACGAACUGAGUAUUGAACCAACUUGUGAAGAUCUAGUUGCGAUAAUCAAAGCUGUCGGUUUCGAGCUACUAAAAUGCGAGACCGGCGUACGGACGCAGUACGCUCAAAAUCCUAGGUCGAUGCAACAAAGUGAAUAUCUUAGUAUAUUCUGCGUGUGCCGAAAACCUUUAGUAAUAAAUAAUGGAAUUCACAUCGAAGAAGACAAUUGAAAUUUUCAUUUGACUGAUCAGCUUUUUUAUUAGUUUCAUUUUUAGUUAACUUUUUUUUUCAUUUAUUACAAUUUUAACUUUUCUUACAAUUCUUUUGUAAUUGUAUUUUCUUUAUUUUCAAUUACUUAUUGAAAUUCGAAUUUAAAUAUUGUACAAACAAUUGCGGCACCUUGUCUAAAGUGGUACUAGUUGAAUGCAUUUUACUAUACGUAAGG
Messenger RNA from Hermetia illucens (black soldier fly), 1621 nucleotides. RefSeq names its product carnosine N-methyltransferase. The coding region runs from base 252 to 1406 and encodes 384 amino acids. Lineage: Eukaryota; Metazoa; Arthropoda; Insecta; Diptera; Stratiomyidae. The record is from RefSeq and is a predicted model, not a curated record. The transcript is spliced from 7 exons. Gene Ontology annotation, molecular function: S-adenosylmethionine-dependent methyltransferase activity.